This is a messenger RNA of Puccinia triticina, 1545 nucleotides long. RefSeq lists its product as uncharacterized. Gene Ontology annotation, molecular function: phospholipid binding; clathrin binding. Gene Ontology annotation, biological process: actin filament organization; endocytosis. The record is from RefSeq and is a predicted model, not a curated record. Gene Ontology annotation, cellular component: clathrin vesicle coat; endosome; plasma membrane. Bases 1 to 1545 code for a protein of 514 amino acids. NCBI's taxonomy places the organism in Eukaryota, Fungi, Basidiomycota, Pucciniomycetes, Pucciniales, Pucciniaceae. The transcript is spliced from 9 exons.
AUGUCCGGAAUCGGUAAUAUGGGCAAGCAUGCCCUCAGAGUCGCAAAAAACUACACGAAGGGCUACUCCGAUACUCAAACAAAAGUCCGAACUGCGACCUCUAAUGACCCCUGGGGUCCGUCAGGCACUCAGAUGAACGAAAUCGCGACGUUGACGUUCAAUCAGCAAGACUUCAUCGAAAUAAUGGAAAUGCUUGACAAACGACUAAACGAUAAGGGGAAAAACUGGAGGCACGUCUUCAAAGCACUUACCCUACUCGAUUACCUUCUCCACGGUGGAAGCGAAAACGUCGUUCUCUAUUUUCGUGAAAAUGUGUACAUCAUCAAGACACUCAAAGAAUUUCAAUACAUCGACGAAUACGGGAAAGAUCAAGGUGCCAAUGUUCGGCAGAAGGCUAAGGACAUCUCCAAUCUUCUGUCCGACGAAUCACGCCUGCGAGAAGAAAGGCGGACCAGAGCCCACAUGCGUGAUCGAAUGGUUGGCCGACGAAAUAGCCAUGAUGACGAGAACGACAUGCCCCGCCGGGCGAGGAGUGUACCACCCAGCCGCCAUCCUAACAACAUGGAAGACUCCGAACUGCAACGUGCUCUCGAACUGUCUAAACUUACCGCUGCUCAGGAGGCCGAACGAAACAAAAAAGUGCCUACCGACCCGGAACUAGAAGAAGCCAUGCGAUUGAGUCGAGAAGAGGAAGCCAAGAGACUCCAGAACCAAACUGAUCCUAACGCCUUAGCCCUAUUUGACGAUGGUCAUGAACUACACAACAACAACGCAGGUCAGAUCGACUUGAUUGAUACCUCGAUUCCCAUCCAACAGACUGGCUAUCAGCCUCAAUUCGCCUCCUUCAAUCCUUAUGCCCAACAACAAGAAGAAUUCAUGCGACAGCAACAGAUGCAGGCACAGCAGCAGCAACAGGCGAUGGAAGAACAAGCCCGUUACGAAGCAAUGAUGAUGCAACAGCAGCAGCAACAGAUGCUAAUGCAACAACAGCAACAACAAAUGUUAAUGGCUCAGCACACCGCCGUCCAACCGAUCCAGCCGCAAAUGACCUCGUACGGCUCGAACAACCCGUUUGCACAGUUCUCACAGCCCGGCCCGAUGAUUCACCAAACGAACCCGAUGACACAGAGUCUGCCCGCACGUGCGCCCUCAGCCCCGCCGUCGUCGUUCAACUUCAACGAUUAUGCCAGCCUCAACAGCCCCUCCUCCGCUCGUCCGCCCCCCAUGCCCGCCCAAACGGCAUCCAACGCAGAAGCUUUCAGCCGCCCAGCGCGCGACACAACCCACUCUGCCCCGCCUAAAGACGACGGCCAGCACGCCAAAUUGGCUUCGCUACUGGCUGCUGGUGGCGGGGUUGAUACCUUUGGUAAUGAAGGCACGAUGAGAGUCCCGGUAGGAUCUCCUUUCCACCCUUCCAAUCGGUUAGCGGCUCAGAAAACGGGAGCGGAGGCUGGUCCAUCGUCGUCGGCCUCGAACCCGUUCAUGAUGAACCAACAACGUCAACAGCCUCAACAACAAGCUGAGAACCCAUUCUUUACGAUUUGA